This is a messenger RNA of Saccostrea cuccullata (small rock oyster), 3633 nucleotides long. RefSeq names its product four-jointed box protein 1-like. The transcript has 7 exons. The record is from RefSeq and is a predicted model, not a curated record. Gene Ontology annotation, biological process: cell-cell signaling. Bases 643 to 2304 code for a protein of 553 amino acids. NCBI's taxonomy places the organism in Eukaryota, Metazoa, Mollusca, Bivalvia, Ostreida, Ostreidae.
ACAGAUACAGAAAAUAACCCUAUCCACAGGGAUGGGAAGAACCAUUAUCUUACAUAAAUAAUUCAAGCAAUGUUACACGGCUUUGAACGAAGAAAUUAUUAGGGUUCUCGAUUUUCUCUCAAAAUAAAUUCAACAAACUCCCCGGAGCUUUUGGAACUGAAGGCAGAGAUAACGUAGUAUGGAAUUCCCUUCUGGUGCCUCAAAACAUGUGUCCAAUCAAGAAAGGAGAGAAAAAUGUGUGAAUUUUAACACCUUCGGCGACGGGGGUCAGAAGAGAUUGGACUAACAUCCAUCAAUGUUGAGCAUCGAAAUCUAGUUUGCCAGCAGCUAAUUACGCAUCACCAGUUAAUUUCUCCUGGGCUGGUACGAAGACAGGCUGACAUUGUCCAAAGAGUCAACCAGGGAAUUGAAACCAACAAGAAACUGCAGGAUGCAGUUGUCACCAUGGAAACGUCACUUCGCCUUUGAAGGUCUGAUGGGUCUCCUGAGAAACCACACAAGAAAUAGUUCCUAAUCGCUACAAAUGGAGAACCAUCUGAUACCGGGGAGAUGUUUCACUACCAUUUAUGGUGAAGGCUUAUUAUUGGAUUAUGCGAACACCGAAAGAAAAUUUUGCUUCAGUUAGGUGAUAUAUGGAUCUUGAUGUGUUUGCGAUCUGAUACUCUUUGUUACAAUGCCUGGGUUUGGAUGAGGCCACUUUACGUGUACUUAGCCAUGGUACUAAAAGUGCGCCGAAGAUCAUGGCGGAUUUUGAUUGUGACAGUCUCGCUGAUGACGAUGGGAUUUUUGUGCGUUUUAAAUUUGCUGGUUCAUGAAUUGAAUUUUUCCGAAAAGAUUGUGAAUAGAAAGAGUGAAAAUGAAUUUAUUUUCAAAGACCCGCAAACCUAUAUUGCGCAGGGAAUAAGAAAACCUCAAUCAGCGGUUGAUAAAAGUGACCAAGACAAUGUUAAUUUAGAUCAGGGUUCAUAUAGAAAGUAUAUUUUUACGUCCCACAACAACAUUCCAAAUGACAUUGAACAAGAUAUCGAACAAGAUGAUAGUGAUGAAGAAUACACAAACGUAGAAUCAAUGAAAGACGAUGACAAUGACAAUGAUGAUGACAAGGAUAACAAAGAUGAUGAAUUUGAUGAUAACCAUAAAAUUAGUCCUCAUUUAAAAAAACAGAGGAUAUUUGAACCUUAUGAUUUCCAGAAUAUGUCCAAGCUCAUAUUUGCCAAACCACCUUUGCGAUUCCAAGAAGUUCCUAUUAAUGGGAAACAAAUGGUAGGAGAAAUGGCCGAAUCUGAUAGGAAGGAAUUCUCUGGGAAGCGAGCAGUUUCUGAGCAGAUCUUCUGGAGUGCAUAUGUAGAGAAAAUGGUGCCCAAAGGUUUCUCAGAUGAAGAAGUUUUUAACUACACCACAAGUAUACAGUCCCAGUCUGUGGACAAUGUGGAGCUGGCCUCUUGGAAUAAGUGUGGACGACCCAAGAAUGCUUACAUCACGCUGAAGAACAAGAAUAUCGUGUGUGCUCGAUACAGAGACUCGCAUGUCAGGUUCAUUCUAGGGGAGGUCCUCUCCUUCUACCUGUCUCGUUUGUUGGGGAUGGACAAUGUCCCCGCUGUGGUCCUGUCCACCACCGCUGCUGGUCAGUGGUCAAAGCAUAAUCUGGACAGACUGAACUGGAAGGAGAACCAGCUAGUGGCUCUGAUACAGUGGAUCCCUAACAUGGACACAUAUAGUUCUUAUGUCAAAAUUCCCAAAAGGAUCCUACAGGCUUAUCAGAGUGGGCAGCCCAUUCAUGGUGUCCAUCUUAAGAAUGCCAGUCUGCAGGAGGUGAUAGAACUACAGCAGUGGGGCAGCUUGUUCCUGUUUGACUACCUGACUGGGAACUAUGACAGGGUUGCAAGUAUGCAGGAUGCAGCAUAUGAGCAGAAGAAACCAAGCAUAAUUACAGAGAGAAUUAGAAAUCUAUUCAAAUCCACCAAAACCAACAAGUUCUGGUUGAUUGACAAUGAAAGUGGUCUUCUGGAUGCCUAUGACUUGAUGUACCACAAAGAACUGGGAGGCAGUAGGUUCAUCAAAUUCCAUCAACAGAUGUUACAGACUUUCUGCAUCUUCCAGAAAUCCACAGUGACUGCUAUUCAAAGACUUCUAAAGGAGGAUCAACCUCAUGUUUAUUUAUAUAAGUAUGCCAUGUCCCAUGAUCCAAUUCUGCAGAAGGUGCUACCUAAUUACAAGUCGAAUUUGAUUCAAAAGUGGUUUCAAAUGUGGUUCCAAAGAAGACUUGCUGAGGUUUAUAAAUGGAUAAAUCAUUGUGCUAGCUGACACAUGUGAUCAGCCAUACCAUAAUCUAAAUCUGUGAUAAAACUCUAAAGACAAACCAAAGGUACUUCACUCAGGCAAAAGGUAGUGUUCAUUGUACAAUCAGUACAGCUCUGUCCUAAAAUAGUCUCUGUGUUUUUCCAAGAACUCGUAUAACAAUGUUUCUGUCAUUUUUUUUUCGUUGAAAGAGAGAAUGGGUAAAUGUAUUUUAGUGUUAUGUGAAGGUAUGAUUUUCUGUUUUAGUGUUGCUAUUUUUGUUGAGAUAUUUUACAAUAGUGCUGUCAUAAUAAACAUGUAUUUUGUUGAAAGGGAAUAUUUUAGUAACAGUUCAUUGUAUGCACAAUAGAAAUAUGUGGUAUUUCAAAUUUGGUUCAAACUUAGGAAAAAAACCUCAUUAAUCUACUUAUAUGUCACAUACUCAUACCAGGUACUUAUUCCAGUAACCAUCAUCCAAAUGAUAAAUGUGUGUUACAUUUAUUGAAUUCCAUUCUUCAGUAUUUAAUGGUAUAUUUUUCAGUAUUUUUUUUUUUAAUAAUUAAGUCAGUGUGAUUUUGUUUAUAUUUUGUGGAAUCUUUUGCCCAAAUUUUUUAUCAUUAUUUUUUAUUAAAUGCUUAAACUUUAUACUAUCAUAUGAAAACUUACCAUAAUAAGUUGAUGGACUCAUACCUACAUACAUUGUAAGAUACCUGUACAAUAAGUUGGCCGUUCAAGGUAACAGUUGGAUUAUCAUUUUAAUAGAAAAUAAUGAUUUUUUCAGUAAUGAUGGGACAUAGAAAAAUCAGUAGCUGACCAUUUGAAGCAGCUAAGGGGUAUUUGAAGUAGAAGGUUCAUUAUGAUUUUCUUUUUAUUUUACACAAGCAACUGUGUACUACAUGUACCCCUAAAAUUUUUAAGCAUGCCUACUUAUCAAAAAUUUACCUUGUCAAAUUCCAUUGACAAAUCAAGUCUGGAUAAUGAAUACCUGCAAUUUUUCAAAAUAUUUGCAUGUGAAUCUCUUAUAUUGAAUCUUUUGACAUCUGUUAAAUACUUUGGAUGAAUUAUGGUAUGAAUUGUAAUUAUACCACAUCAAGACAUUAUUUUUUAUCAGAAAUGUUAAAUGUUUCUGUGAACCUAUAAGGGUCACCAUGUUGUGCAUUUAAAAAAAAGCGGGCAAUACCUGUACAUGUACUUUAAAUUUUCAUAGACAAUCCACUGAAUGGUGCUACUUCAUUUAGUCUUGAGAAAUUUUUAACAGUUCAAAAAAGUGCUUAUAAAUCCACUUAUUUAUUUUGAAGCUAUUGUGAGCUUUGUAUUUAAUGUUUUGUUACUGAAUAAAUGCAAUAUGAAAACCAA